UAUAUACAGCUUGCACACUGCCCACUGUUUUCAGUCAGUGACACAAUGGCCCAGCAGCUGCUUCCCCGGGCACUGGUCUCUGCCAGUUGGCUCUCUGCAGCCCUGAAAGAAAGUCAGGCAGGUGCAGCCUUGAGGGUCCUGGAUGCCUCAUUCUAUUUCCCAGCCAUUAGAAAUGGGCGCAAGGAGUAUGCAGAGCAGCACAUACCAGGGGCUUUGUACUUUGAUAUAGAUGAAUGCAAAGACAAGUCAUCCCCAUAUGAAGUAAUGCUGCCCAGUGAAGAUGAUUUUGCCAAGUAUGUGGGUAAGCUUGGCAUUAACAAUGACAGUCACGUGGUGGUAUACGAUGCUGACCAACUGGGCAUGUACUAUGCACCACGUGCCUGGUGGAUGUUUAAAGUAUUUGGCCAUCACAAGGUGUCAGUGUUGGAUGGGGGGUUCCGGAAUUGGCUAAAGCAGGGGCUUCCAGUGACUUCAGAGGUGCCCCAGGUGAAGCCAGAGACAUUCAAGGCAGUGCUCAACUCCUCCCGUGUAAAGAACUAUGAGGACAUUCUGAGGAACAUAGACAGCAAGGAGUUCCAGCUGGUAGAUUCCCGAUCUGAAGGGAGAUUCCAAGGGACAGAACCUGAACCAGGAGAAGGAGUUGAUCCAGGACACAUCCCCGGAUCUUCAAACCUUCCUUUUACUAGUUUCCUUACAGAAGAAGGCUAUGAGAAGUCUCCAGAAGAAAUCCGGAAUCUCUUCCAACUCAAAGGCAUUGAUCUGGACAAACCCCUCACUAUUACCUGUCGACGUGGUGUCACUGCCUGUCAACUUGUCAUGGCCUCCUACAUCCUUGGCAAGGAAGACACGGCGGUCUUUGAUGGCUCCUGGUUUGAAUGGUUUGACCGUGCCCAACCAGAACACAAGAUUUCUCAAUGGAAAAAUAAAUAAGAAAUAUCCAUACUAACUUACUGAAUCAUGUCCACCACAGAUGGUAGACAGGAUAGUAUCAUGGAAGCUGGUAUCGGUUUAAUGCACAAGGGUGAUAAGUUUGUAAAUUGUGCAAUAUACGCUUUUUUUUGUUAUGUACCUGUACUUAAGUUCUAAAGUAAGCUUGGAAUUUUUCUACAUUUUGUGCAUGUUAACAUCAAUAAAAUGUGCAGAUUUAUUAACAAA
Molecule: messenger RNA, 1155 nt
Organism: Xenopus laevis (African clawed frog)
Lineage: Eukaryota; Metazoa; Chordata; Amphibia; Anura; Pipidae
Gene: tst.S
Product: thiosulfate sulfurtransferase S homeolog
Exons: 2
Coding region: 46-930 (294 amino acids)
Cellular component (GO): mitochondrion
Molecular function (GO): thiosulfate-cyanide sulfurtransferase activity; sulfurtransferase activity
Source: RefSeq, a predicted model, not a curated record